ACAACGGGCGUCGCCGGCGCCGUGUGACUUCGGGCUGUGGACUCGCUCGCGGCUCUUCGGCCAUGGUUUUCUCAAACAAUGAUGAAGGCCUUAUUAACAAAAAGUUACCCAAAGAACUUCUCUUAAGAAUAUUUUCCUUCUUGGAUAUUGUAACUUUGUGCCGAUGUGCACAGAUUUCCAAGGCUUGGAACAUCUUAGCCCUGGAUGGAAGCAACUGGCAAAGAAUAGAUCUUUUUAACUUUCAAACAGAUGUAGAGGGUCGAGUGGUGGAAAAUAUCUCGAAGCGAUGUGGUGGAUUCCUGAGGAAGCUCAGCUUGCGAGGCUGCAUUGGUGUUGGGGAUUCUUCCUUGAAGACCUUUGCACAGAACUGCCGAAACAUUGAACAUUUAAAUCUCAAUGGGUGCACAAAAAUCACUGACAGCACGUGUUAUAGCCUUAGCAGAUUCUGUUCCAAGCUGAAACACAUUCAGAAUUACUGCCAUGAGCUCGUGAGCCUCAACUUACAGUCCUGCUCACGCAUCACAGAUGAAGGUGUGGUGCAGAUAUGCAGGGGCUGCCACCGGCUGCAGGCCCUCUGCCUUUCGGGCUGCAGCAACCUCACAGAUGCCUCUCUUACCGCCCUGGGUUUGAACUGCCCGAGACUGCAAAUUUUGGAGGCUGCACGAUGCUCCCAUUUGACUGAUGCAGGCUUUACACUUUUAGCUCGGAAUUGCCAUGACCUGGAGAAGAUGGAUCUUGAAGAAUGCAUCCUGAUAACCGACAGCACACUCAUCCAGCUCUCCAUUCACUGUCCUAAACUGCAAGCCUUGAGCCUGUCCCACUGUGAGCUCAUCACAGACGACGGGAUCCUGCACCUGAGCAACAGCACCUGUGGCCAUGAGCGGCUGCGGGUACUGGAGUUGGACAACUGCCUCCUCAUCACUGACGUGGCCCUGGAACACCUAGAGAACUGCCGGGGCCUGGAGCGUCUCGAGCUGUAUGACUGCCAGCAGGUUACCCGUGCAGGAAUCAAGCGGAUGCGGGCUCAGCUCCCUCACGUCAAAGUCCAUGCCUACUUUGCUCCCGUCACCCCACCAACAGCAGUGGCAGGGAGUGGACAGCGACUGUGCAGGUGCUGUGUCAUUCUCUGACAGCAGCUGCCCAGGCCCAGGGGUGACGGGGCAUCCCUUCCUCCAGAGAAGACCUGAGUCUUCCAGCCUGCUCCGUCACCCAGAUCUGUUGACUCUGCAUUGGGAAAGGCAUUUACAGGUAAAAGACUUCUGUAUGGAUUGCAGUAACUCUGGGGGUUUUCACCUUUAUUCUGCUGUGAUACAAUCAAAUCGAAGCCUUGUGUCAGUUAACAUGUGGCAAGUGGUCUCAGUGCAGCCAAGACCAUGCCAGAAACCUGGAUUUCAGAGGUGGGUACCUACCUAGGCACAAAAGUCCUACCCUUGGCUUUAUCAGCAUUCCUCAAACAGACCAUCAGUGUUAGCACAAAUUGAGCAGAAAAAAUAAGCUGUUGAUUUUCUACCUGAUAUUUAAGCCAGUGGCCUACUUUAAUUCACAAUGAUUCCAUUUUGAUUAGCAGGACUUUUCCACUUUGAAGAUUAAAUAGCAACUUUUUCAAAGUGACUGUACUGCAAAUUCAUAAUGCCUGAUAGUUUUGUAUGUAGAGACUUAUGUGGAAGGCAUGUUAAUAGGUUUCCAUGACACCAAAGAAAAGAGGACUCCAAACUGGGUGGAGCAGGGUCUUCACCUUUCUGUUUCUGUUAGCUUGUCACAUACACCUCCAGGGACCAAAAACUAAACAAAAGCAACUCAGAGUUUAUGUUGCCUGAUUGGAAAUUAGAAGCUCUGGCAUAUGCUACAAACAUAAUGCAUUUCUGUUAAAGGAAAAAAGCUAAUUAUGUCCACACCUCUCACAAAAUUGGGGGGACCAUAAAGAAACAGAAUUAAGGCUUAAGUUACCUAUAAUAUAAGCAAUUAAAAAUAAUGAAUGGAUGCAUGUAGAAUGGAUGUGGUUUUCUUCAAGUUUAUUUUAAAAUCUUAGAAAGCAGAUUAUACCAGAACUAUUCAAAAAUUUUACACACUUAAAAUUCAGAUCAGUAAAGUGUUGGCACCUUUUAGACUCAUAAUGUAAAACUGAAUAAACCAUUGCAAUGCUUACAAAAUUAAGUCAGAGGGUUUUAUUGCUAUGAUUUUAUGGCAGACAAAUCCAAGCAAAACCAUUUUCUAAAUUCAGACCUUUCUAAUGUUAUCUGGAAUCUGAUUGAGAUGACCUAUUUUCUGCUGUGGCUGAUUCUUGCUCUGUGUCCACGUUUGUGAUCUUUAUUGAAGAUUAAGAACCUGUCACCACCUUCAUUGAGAGCUUGGGUGUUAAAUGGUAGCUGACCCUUCCUAGCAACCACUCCCCAAACUGAAG
Propithecus coquereli (Coquerel's sifaka) is the source of this 2401-nucleotide messenger RNA. It is a transcript of the gene FBXL2, whose product is annotated as F-box and leucine-rich repeat protein 2. Gene Ontology annotation, biological process: SCF-dependent proteasomal ubiquitin-dependent protein catabolic process. Bases 63 to 1130 code for a protein of 355 amino acids. The record is from RefSeq and is a predicted model, not a curated record. NCBI's taxonomy places the organism in Eukaryota, Metazoa, Chordata, Mammalia, Primates, Indriidae. The transcript is spliced from 14 exons. Gene Ontology annotation, molecular function: protein binding. Gene Ontology annotation, cellular component: SCF ubiquitin ligase complex.